CAAAACUCAAUCCAAAGCAGAAGGGUUUUCUCACUUAAAACACACAACCAACUACACAGUGUAAAACUAUACAACCCUGUAGAAUGUCUGCUUAAAUAAACAGGCUGAAAAGAUGGUUGGCUUAUGCCAAAUCAGCCAUCAAAAUCUACCUGGGGAAGCAUAUUCCAUUUUUUUAAAAGGAAGGGGGAAUACCUGGUUUAUUUGAAAUUGGAAUGAAUCUGUUCUGUAACCUUUCAGUUAGUUUUAAGCUAAUUGAGUGCCCUUGUCAAUAGUUAUAGCACACAAAAGUAGUGCCUAGACAGAACCAUGACAGGGCAUUUUUCAAACUUAUCGUACUGUCUCUCUCCCUGGGUUUUUCAUCUCGGAUUUCAAAUCCCCCUUCCUAAGGAAAAGUUGACCUUCACAUUUCAGGCCUUGUGUCUCCUCCCAGUACCCAUCAUUUGUGGGUAAAGUCAAACUGGGUUUCAAGUCUCUAUUUCCCUUAACUGAGUUUAAUGAAUUUCAGUUGUUUUCAAAAUCUGCAGUCUGUUCAUUGUGCCAACUCUGCACUGCAGAGAAGUCUUCGCGUGGAAUCUCCAGCUUGGCUCCUACAAACAAACAGUCACUACAAACAGGUUUAGUAUUCACUGGGGGAGAGGAGCCAAAAGUGACCCUCAUCUGAGUUCUGGUAGGCCGGAAACCCAGCAGCAUCCCAGGGCCCCGCCUGGGCGCUGUCCUUGGUGCUGCCGGAUCCUUGGGCGCUCCUGCGCCUUACCUGCUGGAAGCUGCCGAGAUUCCCCAACCGUUAAGCAGACUGGAGCGUCACAUCUCACUUUUAACACAAAUGAAUACCCCGACCUGUCCUCUUUGUCCCUUUCCAGGAGAUUUCAGAUCGGCCAUUCCUCAAAAAUUCUCUUUCUCUUUUUUCUUCUGCGUAACUCUUGGCUCUUCUCUGCCUGCUUUAAGACAAGGGGGAGGGGAAGGAAAGGGUGGACUGACAAGGGCGAUAAGAAAGAGUGGGGGUGGAAAAAAAAGUGUGGGAGAGGGAGGGAAGGGAUGAAAGACGAGGCGGCAAAGAAAAAAAGUUCCAUGGGCAUGGGCUGCAAGGGAAAUGCUGGGUGGUAACUAAAAGAGAGGGGGUUGGGGGGAGAGGAAGGGCCGCAAGGGGAGUUGGGGGGGGGGUGACAAAGAACAGCAGAGCCUAAGGCCAAAAGUACGGAAGAAAGAAACUAAGAGGCAGGGGACCAAAGAAGAGCCAGGAGGCCGGAGAAAAACUGCCCAAAGGGCCGGAGAGUGACUAGACAAAGAAAGGGCGCUGGGUCGGCACUUGCACCAAGGCUAUGAACUGCAAACUGCAGGAGAAACGCAGAAAAGGGAGAUCUACAGGGUGACAAGUGGUCUGGGACCCAAGGGGACGCUGGAGAAGGACCGGCCGGGCUGCACCCAAGUGCGGGGUCCACUGUGGCGCGGGCCCACGUGGAGCGCAGAGCGGCCGCUGAAUCACCGCAGGGCUUAUCUCCCCCUUCCCCCCACCCCGGCCCGGUGCCCGCAGUCCCCGCCUCCUCGACCGCCGCCUCCACGGGGCGGGGCCCUGGCCCGGGACCAGCUGCUCGGCUAUAAAGGGGCUGCGGCGAGGCCGGCAGAACGCUGUGACAGCCACACACCCCAAGUCCUCCAAGAUGAGCUACACGCUGGACUCCCUGGGCAACCCGUCCGCCUACCGGCGGGUCACCGAGACCCGCUCCAGUUUCAGCCGCGUGAGCGGGUCCCCGUCCAGCGGCUUCCGCUCGCAGUCCUGGUCCCGCGGCUCGCCCAGCACCGUGUCCUCCUCCUACAAGCGCAGCGCGCUCGCCCCGCGCCUCGCCUAUAGCUCGGCCAUGCUCAGCUCUGCGGAGAGCAGCCUCGACUUCAGCCAGUCCUCCUCGCUGCUCAACGGCGGCUCCGGAGGCGACUACAAGUUGUCCCGUUCCAAUGAGAAAGAGCAGCUGCAGGGACUGAACGACCGCUUCGCCGGCUACAUCGAGAAAGUGCACUACUUGGAACAGCAGAACAAGGAGAUCGAGGCGGAGAUCCAGGCUCUGCGGCAGAAACAGGCCUCGCAUGCCCAGCUGGGUGAUGCUUACGACCAGGAGAUCCGAGAGCUGCGAGCCACGCUCGAGAUGGUGAACCACGAGAAGGCGCAGGUGCAGCUGGACUCCGAUCAUCUGGAGGAAGACAUUCACCGGCUCAAGGAGCGCUUCGAGGAGGAGGCGCGGCUGCGCGACGACACGGAGGCUGCCAUCCGCGCUCUGCGCAAAGACAUCGAGGAGUCCUCGAUGGUAAAGGUGGAGCUGGACAAGAAGGUUCAGUCGCUGCAGGAUGAGGUGGCCUUCCUGCGAAGCAAUCACGAAGAGGAGGUGGCCGACCUGCUGGCUCAGAUCCAGGCGUCGCACAUCACGGUAGAGCGCAAAGACUACCUGAAGACAGACAUCUCCACGGCCCUGAAGGAGAUCCGCUCCCAGCUCGAGUGUCACUCAGACCAGAAUAUGCACCAGGCCGAAGAGUGGUUCAAAUGCCGCUACGCCAAGCUCACCGAGGCAGCCGAGCAGAACAAGGAGGCCAUCCGCUCCGCCAAGGAAGAGAUCGCCGAAUACCGGCGCCAGCUACAGUCCAAGAGCAUCGAGCUCGAAUCCGUGCGUGGCACUAAGGAGUCUCUGGAGCGGCAGCUCAGCGACAUAGAGGAGCGCCACAACCACGACCUCAGCAGCUACCAGGACACCAUCCAGCAGUUGGAAAAUGAGCUUCGGGGAACAAAGUGGGAGAUGGCUCGUCAUUUGCGAGAAUACCAGGAUCUCCUCAACGUCAAGAUGGCCCUAGACAUCGAGAUCGCCGCAUACAGGAAACUCCUGGAGGGUGAAGAGACCAGAUUUAGCACAUUUUCUGGAAGCAUCACGGGGCCUCUGUACACACACCGACAGCCCUCGGUCACAAUAUCCAGUAAGAUUCAGAAGGCCAAAGUCGAGGCUCCCAAGCUCAAGGUCCAACACAAAUUUGUGGAGGAGAUCAUCGAGGAAACAAAAGUGGAAGACGAGAAGUCAGAAAUGGAAGACGCCCUCACAGCUAUCGCGGAGGAGCUGGCAGCCUCCGCCAAAGAGGAAAAGGAAGAAGAGGCAGAGGAGAAGGAAGAGGAACAGGAAGCCGAGAAGUCUCCUGUGAAGUCUCCUGAGGCCAAGGAAGAAGAGAAAGGUGAAAAGGAGGAAGAAGAAGGCCAGGAGGAGGAAGAAGAGGAAGAUGAAGGUGCCAAGUCAGACCAGGCAGAAGAGGGAGGAUCUGAGAAGGAAGGCUCCAGCGAAAAGGAUGAAGGUGAGCAGGAAGAAGAGGGAGAGACUGAGGCAGAAGGUGAAGGAGAGGAAGUAGAAGCUAAGGAGGAAAAGAAAUCUGAAGAAAAAGUUGAAGAAGUGGCUGUCAAGGAGGAAAUCAAGAUUGAGAAGCAAGAGAAAGCCAAGUCUCCUGUGCCAAAAUCACCAGUUGAAGAGGUAAAGCCAAAACCAGAAACCAAAGCCGGGAAAGACGAGCAGAAGGAGGAAGAGAAAGUUAAGGAGGAAAAGAAGGAAGUUGUCAAGGAAGCACCCAAGGAAGAGAAGGUAGAGAAAAAGGAGGAAAAGCCAAAAGAUGUGCCAGAGAAGAAGGCUGAGUCCCCGGUGAAAGAGAAAGCUGUGGAGGAGGUGAUCACCAUCACCAAGUCGGUAAAGGUGAGCCUGGAGAAAGACACCAAAGAGGAGAAGCCUCAGCAGCAGGAGAAAGUGAAGGAGAAGGAGAAGGCGGAGGAGGAGGAGGAGGAGGGAGGGAGUGAGGAGGAGGGGAGCGACCGCAGCCCACAGGAAUCCAGGAAGGAAGACAUAGCUAUCAAUGGGGAGGUGGAAGGCAAAGAGGAGGAGCAGGAAACUCAGGAAAAGGGCAGUGGGCGGGACGAGGAGAAAGGGGUGGUCACUAAUGGGUUAGAUGUGAGCCCAGCAGAUGAAAAGAAAGGAGAUGAGGACAAAGUGGUGGUGACCAAGAAGGUGGAAAAAAUCACCAGCGAGGGGGGCGAUGGUGCUACCAAAUACAUCACCAAAUCCGUAACCGUCACUCAAAAGGUCGAAGAGCAUGAGGAGACCUUUGAGGAGAAACUAGUGUCAACUAAAAAGGUAGAAAAAGUCACUUCACACGCCAUAGUCAAGGAAGUCACCCAGGGUGACUAAGAUCUGAGUCCAUUGCAAAAGGUUAAGCCAUACGACAAUUUCAAAAUGCAUGUGAUUGACAGCUUCAAAACAGAAUGGGUUCUCCCAUGGGGGCUCCAGACAUUGUAUUUUUCCUUUGUGCAAUAAGAGGGAACUGCAUGCAAGCUCAGGGUGCCUCCUCCUCAGUCUUUGGGGGAAUCCAAAUGCAUGAUUUGUAUGUAUGUACCUGGGGAAUUUGCCAGUUUCCCAAACUGUUGGAAGAGGGGCACUGGGGGGAUGUCUUGAGAUGUAUUAUGCAAAGUACCAACUGAGCCAAAAAUAAUAAGUGAAACAGAACUCUCUUAGCCUUAAGAAAGCUAUAUAUGAAUACUUAUGUUUACCUCACUGGUGCAUUUAAAACGGACUUCUGCUCAUGGGAGAACCUUGCUGGCCGCACAGUUUGCAACCUUACGUUGAUCGAUGUUCAAUGUCACAUCAGUCCUUGCUCAAUAAAGGUCAUACUGGAAACAUAA
Messenger RNA from Myodes glareolus (Bank vole), 4690 nucleotides. It is a transcript of the gene Nefm, whose product is annotated as neurofilament medium chain. Gene Ontology annotation, biological process: neurofilament bundle assembly. The record is from RefSeq and is a predicted model, not a curated record. Lineage: Eukaryota; Metazoa; Chordata; Mammalia; Rodentia; Cricetidae. Gene Ontology annotation, cellular component: cytoplasm; postsynaptic intermediate filament cytoskeleton; axon. Gene Ontology annotation, molecular function: structural constituent of cytoskeleton.